This is a messenger RNA of Punica granatum (pomegranate), 1796 nucleotides long. NCBI's taxonomy places the organism in Eukaryota, Viridiplantae, Streptophyta, Magnoliopsida, Myrtales, Lythraceae. The record is from RefSeq and is a predicted model, not a curated record.
GAGAGAGAGAGAGAGAAAUAAGAAGUAAGAACCCGCGGCCCCCUCGCCCUCUCUCUCUCUAUCUCUUUGUGUCUCGUCUCGCAUCACAUAGAAUCCCCUGUUUCGUCUUUGCCUCCGUAUCGUGUGUUCCCUUUUUGAGCAAAGAACAUUCACAUCAGCACACCCAAUUUCGCGAUCUUUAGAUAAGGAAAAACUAUUCUAUCGACCGUCCUCCUCGCGCAGCGCCGCAAUUCCCCCCCUUUUGACUCGGGUGAAAUUUUCCAGGGAAAUCACUGAUUGGAAUUAGGGCUUUAGGUUUCAGCUCCGAGGCCGUCUCUUUGAUGAGCUCAACAUUUUGACUCUUCUGCUGCUCCGGUGAAGCCGAGCAACUUGUUGACGAGAAGAUGUUUCCGAAUCAGCACUGCUCUCGAAUCGACACCUUUGAGUUGAAAGCUCAGAUCGUCAAAAAGAUCGGGCACCAAAGAGCAGAGAAGUACUUCAAUCACCUUAAGAGACUCUUCAGUUCCAAGAUUACCAAGUCAGAGUUUGAUAAACUAUGUGUCCGUACGAUCGGGAGGGAAACGAUUCCCCUCCACAAUCAGCUCAUUCGGUCCAUACUGAGAAAUGCCUGCAUUGCUAAGGAUCCCCCCUAUAAAAAGCUUGAAGGGGGGAAGAUCCUCGCAAAAGACUCUAAUGUGCAUCAGAGGAGCAGCCUCAAGUCUUUGUAUGGGGACGCAUUCCCCUCAUCUCCUCGUAAAGGGAGGUCUCCGGUCUGUCGGGACCGGAAAUUCAAGGACCGUCCAAGCCCUCUCGGACCACUGGGGAAACCCCAGAGCAUGACAUCAGAAGAAUUGGCUGCUUCGAAGCAGCAAAGUGCAACGGAGUUGCUUUCUCUUGGAAGCAGGCCGCCAAUUGAAGUUGCUUCGGUCGAGGAUGGGGAAGAGGUUGAACAAAUUGCAGGAAGCCCCGGAGUUCAGAGCCGAAGCCCUGUCACUGCACCCCUUGGCGUCUUAGUAAAUCUCGGUGGGCCCCACAAGACUACCCCUAGCACUUCUCUCAUCGGUAAUUCUUCCCAUGGAGAGAUAUGUCAGAACAGUGGCUUCCUAUCCAAUACUCAAUCACUCAGAAGUUUGUUGAUGCAUAAGUUGGACAACGAAGGUCUCAAAGUCUCUCUCGACUGCGUGAAUCUGUUGAACAACGGAUUGGAUUCCUACCUGAAGAGGUUGAUUGAGCCGUGUCUCAGUUUUGCUCGGUCAAGGCAGGAAAACAACCGGUCAAAGCAAAUAAACUUUCAGGCUGGAUCCAGCACUAAUCGGCUUGUACCAGCAGUACCGGACUAUGUUCAUGCAUCCACUUUGGAUUUCCGGGCAGCAAUGGAGAUGAACCCUCAGAUUCUUGGGCAGUAUUGGUCCACACACCUCGAGAGAAUCUGUUCUCGUACUUUAGAUGGAUAGAAUUGUACAAUAGUCAGCAAGCAAGCGAGAAGAGUUUCUUUCUUAGUACCGCAGCAUCAAGAUUUUGCUGAAAAUGAGCAACGAAAAGAAUAAUCUUUGAAGCUGCAGAGAGAUUAACAGUGAAGCUGGCAGGCAGCUUUACAAAUCGGCGGCUGGUGAUUGUUUAAGGGGGACAUGUUCAUACAGUUAAAGUGUAAGCUUCUAAGUUAUUAUUUAGAAUCUAACCACUAGGUUCUUUUUUACCAUUCUUCUGAGCAAGCAUCUCUUUGCGAUUUUAGCCCUUCCCCCUUCACCUCCCUCAUUUGGUGUAUGAACUUUGAAGUUUUGCAAAUAAAGAAUUACAUAGAGAGGUAUUACAAGUUA